GAAACGUUCGCCUCGGUUUCUUUUACAGCCGACCUGAACAUGAGGCCAUGAGCAAUGAUCUCCAACAACCAACAUAUAUCACAGUGCCGCGGGUCAGGAGUCUGGACCUGAUAGACUGGUUGCCUUAUGGCUCAAGAUGGCAGUGUAAUCAGGCUUCCUAAGCUCCGCACUGCCUCCCCCUACACGUCGUUUAAGGGCAAAGGGGAAAUCUCCGACCAUUCAGAGGGAGAUAAAUAGUGACUUGCCCAGAGAGCUGCUAAUAACUGAUUGAACUCCAAAUCCAUCCUCUCACAUUGCGCACGCAUAUUAUUUCACCACUUCUCCUUUCGUUUGCUCCCCUUCGCUACUCUUACUGCCUAUCCCAUCUUGUUCAUCUAUCACAUUUAAAAAAGCCUCUCAGAACACUGCAAAUACACGAAGCUACAAUGGCAGUUCGGUCUGAGCAAGUCGAUUGGGCCAGGCUCAAAGCCUACAUUGCAGCAAAGGAGGCCUACGAACAGCAGCACGGCUACCCAGCGCCCCUCUCCGAGUCGGAACAAGAAGCUAUCAAGAUUCUUAUCCCGCCGCCACGCCCUCGCAUAGAAGAUGCCGUGUCGGACAAGACCAAUUGGUUGGGUCUUCUCAAUCACUAUGCCCAGACCAAAUACGUAUCCACCGCGGGUCUUGAAUUCACUUACGGUUCUGUUCACCUGCCCAAGGCCAAAGGCUUCGACGUUGCCUGGAGUUGUCUUUGCACUGUUCCUGACAUCGAGGGCUCUUUUCCUUCUCCCGGGUAUGGCAUGGAGUCGGAUGAGACCGAAGCCCCUGUCUUCAUGAAAAAGCAGGAUGCUAAGCAACAUGCUGCAAAAUGGGCCUGCGACUACCUCAUCAAGAACAACUUGAUGCCCUCCAGCGGCUCGCUCAGCCCGCCAUCCCUUCUCAGUCCGGCAACGACCCCGUCCAAGAGGCCGGCGUCGCCCCCUAGUCUGCGGACCCCGUCACCAAACCCCUCGACUGCCCAGGCCAACGCUACCCAAUCACUCGCUUUGGGAAAGAAGAGGCAUGCGACCCCGGUCAACAUCGCCAGCAGCAGCAGCAGCAGCAGCAGCAGCAACGGCGGCGCAACCAGCACGGCCGGCGCCAGCCCGCCCAAUUGCCGAGAAGAAGACCAGUCGACGGCUGUGGCAGAAGUGGCGGCCCUAGCCAAGGCUCUUCGCCUCCCCGUUCCUCGGUAUCAAUUCGUCGGGGUCCUCGAGAAGGCCGACUUCUGGAGUGUCCGCGUUGACUUCCACGACAGCCCUAUGUUCCCCAUUGAUCUCGGCUCCGUGGACGAAGUGUAUACCAAGAAAGCGGCCAAGGAGAAGAGCGCUGAAUUGAUAAAAGACUGGAUGGAGAGCAUGCGUUUCCGGAAGGACCAGACUGUGCGCGAGAUGCUGCAGAGGGGGAAGACAAGACGUGAAGUGGAAGUGGGGGUGAACUAAACAGGGUUUCAUCUCUCUUUCCUUUUCCCAUUCUACUUUAUUUCAUAUUUUGGCAUCUCUCCGUCUUUUCUUCCACGUAGAGGGGUGCAAUUUGGAUUCUCCUCGAUGAAUCAUAUGUGCGUAUGACCGAGGCGAGAGAAGGGAUAGUAAGCGGGUGUCUAGAUUAGGAGAGCAAAAAAAGAAAAAAAAAAUUCAAUCAAGAUAACAUCAUGAACUCUUUUUUUUUUCUUUAAUUUUUUUUUCUUUAAUUUUUUUUUCUUUCUUUUUCUUUUCCGGAGAUAUGAUGUGACUCUCUCUCCCAGAUAAUAAAUUUUUG
Messenger RNA from Sodiomyces alkalinus F11, 1776 nucleotides. RefSeq lists its product as hypothetical. The record is from RefSeq and is a predicted model, not a curated record. The transcript has 3 exons. NCBI's taxonomy places the organism in Eukaryota, Fungi, Ascomycota, Sordariomycetes, Glomerellales, Plectosphaerellaceae. The coding region runs from base 426 to 1460 and encodes 344 amino acids.